Molecule: messenger RNA, 1935 nt
Organism: Malassezia globosa CBS 7966
Lineage: Eukaryota; Fungi; Basidiomycota; Malasseziomycetes; Malasseziales; Malasseziaceae
Exons: 1
Coding region: 1-1935 (644 amino acids)
Cellular component (GO): nucleus
Source: RefSeq, a predicted model, not a curated record
AUGACAAGUGCAACGCCGGGUCCAAUCCCUAUUAUUAGGGCUGGUGACAAUUCGAGCAAUGCGAUGAGUGACGGUACGCCAAUCGCUCGUCCCAGUAGCUCAAGCAGUUAUUUGGGAUUGAGUGCCGGCCUUAGUGGUAGUAGCAGUUUUAAAGAGGCCAUGGCUGUAUCGUUCGGCAAGGAUGUGGCGGAAAUGCUCGAGUAUUCGAUAGGGCGCUUUUCUUCGUCAACGGAUUCAGAGGCCACAGUCGCCGCGCCGUCGUCCGUCCGGUUGGAGUCCACGUUUUGUCGCAAUUUCACCUGCUGUGGGAAGGAGCUUGACGACCUUCAUGAUUUAUUACAGCACUAUGAAGAGUGCCACGUACGCUUUGAAGACGAUGAUGUGGAAAGCAUGAUGACAGACGAGGAUAUGGAGACAACUAGUAUGACUUCAGACACAGCUCCAUCAGAGAGUUCCACAUCCUCUUUAACUGGAAUGAAACCAGCCAAUGGCACCCAUGAUCAUUCUAUCCGGGCUGGCCAUCCCCGGCCUCUGCUUUCAACGCCUGCUACCGGUACUCCCAUGGUCUCAACUACGAACGAGAACUUGGAAUACCCUAGCGCGUUCGACACAGCAGUCAUGUGCUCGCCAAACCGUGGAAAAAAGCGCUCACACGGACAGCAAGUGAGUGGGUCCACUUCUAAUCCAUUGUUCCGAACCAUUUUAGAGACAGGUGGUCGCCAUCCUCUUGGCAUGUCUAGUGCUUAUUCUUCACCAUUCUCAAGUCCGGGUAAUUCACGUGCUGCCACCCCAACCAUGGAUUCAGAGAAUGAAGUCUUCUUUGGCUCAUCCACUCAACCUAACAUGUUUGCAAGCCUGUCGAUUCGAGGCGGCUCUACGGACGAUCAAUUACCUUCUUGUGCACCUCCUAAUUUGUUCUUCCCAUCCGCCAAUGCCUCGUCGUUGCAACGGCCGAUGAAGCGUGAGCGUUUCAGCACAAGCUCAGCGACAAAUACUUCUACAAAUGCAGGCUCAUCGACGCCUGUCGGAGUACCACCACUUUCGUCCGUGGAAAAUGGUGCUGCAACAGAGCACAGGCCGUACAAGUGCCCAGCUCCAGGUUGUGAUAAGGCGUAUAAACAGAUGAAUGGGCUCAAGUAUCACCGCUUGCAUGGUCAUUGUAACCAAAACCUACGCAACGUAAAUCAAAGUGUCACUGGCUCAAACGUCCCGUCAUCCUCUUCAACUUCAACGCCGGGAACCGCUACGUCUUCGCCUUCGUCAAAUGCUACGGCAAAUCCAUUCAGUUCAGGGGGUUCACCCCAGACACCCUCAUGCCCGGAUGCGGCAAUCAGCUCUGUAUCGACAUCGAUCUCCUCUUCAUCGACACCGGCGACUGUCUCCUCUACGCCAGGCUUGAGCACGGAGCCGACGAGAGAUGCCAAUAUGGUAUCAGGCAUCUCAACACCAUCUCAGGGCAUGUUUUCUCCCACACUCGAUCUUGCUUCGACGGAGUCAUCUUCCACAAGUAAGCCAGAUUCAGUGCCGGCCUCUGCGAAAAAUGGUGGCAUUAGCUCAGUUCAGCCGGAAAAGGCGUAUGUAUGUCAAGUUGGCAACUGUGAUAAACGCUAUAAGAAUUUAAAUGGCCUCCGGUACCACUAUUUGCAUUCUGGCUCCCACGGACUACUAGGACUACAGCUUCUUCAUGCCAAUGGAGGUGGUGCAAGUGCCAAGGCUGAUAGCGUAAGUGGCCGGCCACCUGUAUCAACAGACACAUUGUCUCGAGAGCAGAUUGUGCAAGCUGCUGCUGCUGCACAAGCUUUAUUAAAUCAGCAAGGGGCUAAUUGUAGCCGAGGGCCGAACGGUAACCCAAAUCCCAAUCUCACGGCAUCUGCUUUCCUGUCCUCAACAACCAACAAUACAAUCACAAUGUCUAAUGCUCCUGAACCUUUUUAA